ACUGAAGAAAGGACAGAUUGAGAAUGGAUGGGCUGAGGGGUUGGGGUUGGGGGGCAUCUAAAAACAUAGAGGGACAGAGAUAUAGAGGGAGAUAGAGGGAGGAACAGGAGCAGACAGGCGAGAGAGGUUGAGAGAGAAAGGGAGGGAGCAAAGAGGGUUACCUCAUUUAGAGCUGCUAGUGCACACGGUGCCCGGGAGAAGUUGUGGGAAAGUAAACAGGACAGGAGAUUUCCAGUCUGUGUUCAGCCACUUGCAGCCCUCACGGGGAACUAUAAAGAUGAGUGUGCUGGACCCGGCAGUGUGGUAAAACCUGAGAGUCUAUGGGAGGUUACCAGGAUUAAAGGGUCACCAGGGAGUGUCUGAAUCUUCUUGGAGGACAUACUAUUAAGGACAAGAAGCAAUCAUGUCUACUACGAUGUCUCACCAACCACCAAAAGAUGAUGAGGAGGAGGAGGAUGAGCAGGGGGAAGAGUUUGUGUUUGAGGACAGCACAGAUGAGGAGAAAACUCUGGAAGGCAGUAAAGACAUCGUCUCAGAUUGUGACAAACCUGUCCAGGUGUCAAACAAGGAGGACAGUGAGACACCAGCUGGUGUAUCAGAGGAAGCCUCGGUCACUUCACAGCUUCCUAAAUCUCCAUCUCCUGUGUCAUCAGAAAGGAUUACCACCAAUCAGGCAGCAGCAAUAUCCAUCACAGAUGUUCCAGUUACUGAGUCACCCAGCUGGGCCACAGCAGCAGCCGAGCCCGCUUCUUCAGCUUGUUGUGUGGGAGAGGAGCUUCAGGGGCUUCCCGUGGCAGCACCGACUGUGGAAACGUUGGCUUAUACAGAAGACCACAGCAAAGAAAGCGUCAAGGAAAGUUGCGACUCAACGGACAUUUCUAAAGCUUUGUAUGUGUCUGAAGCUGAAUCACAGGCGGCGCAGGCUUCAGAGGUCAUCUAUGAUGAUGUUCCAAGUGAGGAACCGCUCUCCCCCGAUGAAGCAGAUAUGAUCUACGAAGAUGUUCAGAGAGUCAGCGGUCCUCCGGAGGCAGACAAUGGAUGGAGCUCCAGCGAGUUUGAGAGCUACGAUGAGCAAUCCGAUAAUGAGGCCAAGCUUCCUUCAAGAAGCAAGCUCUCUCCUGAAGUACGUCGGCUGAGGGAACGGUGUGCCAGGACCAAACGUGAACUGGCCAUGAAGCUGUCUGGAAAGCACUACUAUGACAUCAAGGUUCAGCAGCUCAUGAAGGCGGCAAGAAGCGGAACGAAGGAUGGGCUUGAACGCACCAAAAUAGCCGUCAUGAAGAAAGUUCCCUUCCUGCAGAGAAAAGAUCAAAUGGAGGAGGAGGACGAUGCCGGAUACCUGGAUGUGGCUGUUUCAGAGGUGAAGCAUCCUCCCCCACAGCUGAGCCCCAUGCCAGAGGGGCUGACCAGCCACCAGGUUGUCAGACGCCAUAUCCUCAGCUCCAUCAUCCAGAGCGAGCGGAGCUACCUGGAGUCUCUGAGGAGAAUCUUGCAGGAGUACCACAGACCAUUGAUGGAGGCAGAUCCACGCAUCCUGAGUCCAAGGAAGAUCCGACCCAUCUUCCACCGAAUCAGAGAGAUUACACAGUGCCACUCCAUGUUUCAGAUUGCCCUGGCAUCUCGUGUGGCUGAGUGGGACAGCAAUGAAAAAAUCGGAGACUUAUUUGUCGCCUCAUUUUCCAAGUCCAUGGUGCUGGAUGUGUACAGUGAUUAUGUGAACAACUUCACCAAUGCUAUGGCUCUCAUUAAGAAGGCAUGCAUGUCCAAACCAGCUUUUCUUGAAUUCCUAAAGAAGAAACAGGCAUCCAGCGUUGACAGAAUCACUCUGUAUGGCCUGAUGGUUAAACCCAUUCAACGAUUUCCCCAGUUCAUUUUGCUCUUGCAGGACAUGCUAAAAAAUACACCAAAGGGCCACGUGGACCGUCUUCCCUUACAGCUUGCCCUGACAGAGCUGGAGAUGCUGGCUGAGAAGCUGAAUGAACAGAAACGAGUAGCUGACCAGAUUGCAGAGACUCAACAACUGGCCCGCAGCGUCAGUGAUCGACUGCUCAGUAAGCAACUAAACUCGGAGCAGGGGUCACUGGUGCUUUGCGAGACGCUUAUUGAGACUGUGUACGGCGAGCGGGGACAAGUCCUGAAAUCGAAGGAGAGAAAGGUCUUCCUCUUUGAUGAUGUUCUCAUCUGUGCCAACAUAAAUGUCAAAGGGCCUCCAGAUAUCAGCAGCCUUGUGCCUGUCGGCCCCAAGUACACCAUGAAAUGGAGCGCCCCCCUACAGCAAGUGCAAGUCGUAGAGGUUGGGCAGGAGGGCUCUCAAAGCAAAGACACCUUGUUCCAACAGAGUGCGGCUAGGAGACCAGGUGGUGCCUGCUCUUCAGGUAAAGCUCUCCUUGGCCCUCCAAGACUGUAUCAGGAGCUGCAGGAACUGCAACAUGAUCUUUCAGUGGUGGAAGAAGUUACUCUGCUUGUGGGCACAUUGCAGGGGACAUACCAGAAUCUGAACACCACUGUGGCACAGGACUGGUGUCUGGCUCUACAGAGGCUUAUCCGCAUCAAAGAAGAACAGAUCCAGUGUGCUAACAAAUGUCGCUUACGUCUGCAAGUGCCUGGCAGACCAGACAAGUCCGGGCGCCCUGUCAGCUUCAUGGUGGUCUUCAACACUCCCAACCCUCUCAGUAAGAUUUCCUGGGUCAACCGUAUGCAUUUGGCCAAGAUUGCACUACGAGAGGAGAAUUCACCAGGCUGGUUAUGUGGCGAGGAUGAAGGGAAGACAAUAGCUCCAUUUUGGUGUCCACUACUUGCUUGUUACAUGCCUGUUUUUGCUGCAAAAUCCCUAGAGAGAAAGCUUGAAACUGCUCUCCACAAUCCUGUUCACUGUGCACUGUUGGGCUUCUCUGCAGCAAGUACUUCCUUACCUCAAGGCUACCUCUGGGUGGCUGGUGGAGAAGAAGGUUCUAAAGGCCACAUAGAGAUAUUUUCCCUCAACAGGCCCACACCAAGGGCUGUAAAAAGUCUGCAAGUAGGCUCUGCUGUCCGAUGUCUGGAGUAUGUGCUGCUACCUUCUCCGACUGAGGAGGGCGAGGCAGGAGUUCACAAGGCUGUCUCGGGAAUCGGUACCAACAUUUGUGUUGGAUUAGAUGAUGGCCGCAUUCUGGUCUAUGGCAGCGUGGACACUGCAGCACAAUGCCUGCUGACCCUCUACAACCCAGAGGGCUGCCCCGUGCUGUGCCUGAAGCAUUCCCCUCACUUCCUGUUUGCGGGCCUGCGGAACGGGACCGUGAUGGUUUAUGGAAGAAACAAUAGUGAUGACCUUUGGGACCCUGCUUCCAGCAGGUGUGUAAGCUUGGGGUCAGAACCAGUGCGGACGUUGCUGGUACUGGAUGAAACAGUUUGGGCAAGCUGUGGGAACUCUAUCAUUGUUCUGGAAAUCUCCACCCUGACAACUCAGAAAUUUGAAGUCCAUCCAGACCCGAUGGUCAGUGUUGCACACAUGGCAUGUGCUGGUGGAGGGGUGUGGAUGGCGUUCUCAGAGGGUUCCUCCAUCCGUCUCUUUCAUACUGAAACACUGGAGCUUCUGCAGGAAAUCAACAUCUCAACACGCUCUACGCUGCUGAACACCGGUCAAAAGAGCAUGAGGGUCACAAGUCUUCUAAUUUGUCAAGGGCUGUUAUGGGUCGGCACCGCCCAGGGCUUAAUUAUCACUCUUCCAGUUCCUAAAUUGGAGGGCAUCCCCAAAAUAACAGGAAAGGGAAUGAUCUCUUUAAAUGCUCACUGUGGACCAGUGGACUUCCUUGUGGCAACCACCAGCACUCUAUCUCCUGAGUUGUUUAAGAGGGAUUCUGUUGUGGACGGCCCAGACUCUGCCUGUGGAGGCGAGGAUCGCAGCGACACCUCAUCUCAGGAGUCCCUUCAACAGUCCGGCUCUUGCAAGGGGGAGGAAAAAGGCAAAGGACAUGGUGUUUUGCUCCAGUACAAGCUGCGCUCCACAUCAGGACUACCUGGAAGACCAUUAACAGCACAGGGCGACGAGAUGUCAAACUCUUCCCUGGAGUCUUUGGAGCACAGCUUGGAGGAUGGAUCAAUCUAUGAACUUAGUGAUGACCCAGAUAUGUGGGUUCGAGGACGGCCCUGCGAGAAGGACGGGGCACGCAGGGACAGGGUGAUCUCUGCAGCAGUCAUAUCUGGAGGAAAGGGCUUUCGCAGACUAAAGGAAAGAACUGCUGCAGGCGUGAGGACAAGUGGAGACUGUUUAGAAAAUAUUCUAAUGGUAUGGCAGCUCCCACUGACAGUGUGAUGUGGAAAAUAUAUGGAAAGCCAAUGUGUAUUUAUAGAUGUCUGCCCAGUUUAGCCUUGAAUCAUCUGCUCCAUAAAUUCAAGAGAUUUGAUUACAUGAUGAGGUGCUGCCACUGCUGCAGAGCUUGAUGUUGUACCAUUUAGCCUGUGGAAAAAGGAAGCUAAGACCUGCUGUUUAUGACAGGCAAUGUCGGCCCAAAUGGAUGCCUUGAAUAUUCAAAAUUGUGUGUCAUCAUCUCCCCGGCGGUGGCAGAGGUUGCCACAGAUUAGUUCCAUGUCAUUAUUCCAAUCUGGUUCCUCUGCUUGCCUUAGUUAAGACUGAUAUGCCUCUAUGUGCAUUAGCACAUUUUUUUUAUGCUGAGGAUUGUGAGCACCCAUGGACAGCAGGCCUUUGAAAGGAAGCCUUUGUUAAAUCCUCGAUGAUCUGCAGAAUUUUAAAAAAAUUAGCCUCUUCUAUCUGAUCCUGUGGGAGAGAUCUAAUC
Molecule: messenger RNA, 4772 nt
Organism: Melanotaenia boesemani (Boeseman's rainbowfish)
Lineage: Eukaryota; Metazoa; Chordata; Actinopteri; Atheriniformes; Melanotaeniidae
Gene: arhgef10la
Product: Rho guanine nucleotide exchange factor (GEF) 10-like a
Exons: 27
Coding region: 404-4291 (1295 amino acids)
Biological process (GO): actin cytoskeleton organization; SREBP signaling pathway; positive regulation of stress fiber assembly
Cellular component (GO): cytosol
Molecular function (GO): guanyl-nucleotide exchange factor activity; protein binding
Source: RefSeq, a predicted model, not a curated record